Messenger RNA from Meira miltonrushii, 696 nucleotides. RefSeq names its product putative N,O-diacetyl muramidase. Gene Ontology annotation, biological process: cell wall macromolecule catabolic process; peptidoglycan catabolic process; carbohydrate catabolic process. Gene Ontology annotation, molecular function: lysozyme activity. Bases 1 to 696 code for a protein of 231 amino acids. Lineage: Eukaryota; Fungi; Basidiomycota; Exobasidiomycetes; Exobasidiales; Brachybasidiaceae. The record is from RefSeq and is a predicted model, not a curated record. The transcript is spliced from 2 exons.
AUGAUUCUUGCUGCUAUAGGUCUCGCUACCUCUACUUCGGCAGCCCCUUUGGAAAAGCGUGCUCCUAGCGGUAUUCCUGGUUUUGACGUUAGUCAUUAUCAAGGUGCUGUUGAUAUGAAAGCACAAGCAAGCAAAGGUGCAAAAUUUGUAAUUAUUAAAGCAACCGAAGGUACAUCUUAUAAAGAUUCAAGCUUUAGUGCAAAUUACGAUGGUGCAACAAGUGCAGGUUUGAUCAGAGGUGGAUAUCAUUUUGCCCACCCUGAUUCUUCUUCAGGUGCAAGUCAAGCAAACUUUUUCUUAAAGAACGGUGGAGGUUGGAGUAAUGACGGUCGUACAUUACCCGGAAUGCUCGAUAUCGAAUAUAACCCAAACGGCAGCACUUGCUAUGGCUUAAGUGCUUCUGCAAUGGUCAAUUGGAUUUCUGACUUUGUAAACACUUAUCAUGGUGCAACUGGUCGUUGGCCAUUGAUUUACACAACGAAUGACUGGUGGAACACAUGCACUGGAAACAGUGCAGCUUUCAGUCAAAAGUCACCUCUCGUCUUGGCACGAUACGGCAGCUCUUCGGUUGGAACUGUGCCGGGAAACUGGGGAUACGAGACCUUCUGGCAAUGGGCAGAUUCCGGAAACUUCCCCGGUGAUCAAGAUGUUUUCAACGGAAGCGAAGCUGGCUUGAAAAAGAUUGCUUCCGGUUAA